This is a messenger RNA of Solanum lycopersicum (tomato), 2044 nucleotides long. Its product is annotated as galactoside 2-alpha-L-fucosyltransferase-like. Gene Ontology annotation, molecular function: galactoside 2-alpha-L-fucosyltransferase activity. The record is from RefSeq and is a predicted model, not a curated record. Gene Ontology annotation, biological process: cell wall biogenesis; xyloglucan biosynthetic process. Lineage: Eukaryota; Viridiplantae; Streptophyta; Magnoliopsida; Solanales; Solanaceae. Gene Ontology annotation, cellular component: Golgi apparatus; membrane.
ACUUGUUUAACAUCUUAGCAUAUGUUCAUUAAUGAAACCAGGGAGACAUGAGCAUUAAUUAUUAGAAGAUUUAAUUACUAAACCACCAUAGAUUAUGGAUCUUGAUUAUUUUUUAAUUCCAACAUAAUGCAAUCACUCUAAGAAAAUGUUCUAAUUUGAUUUUGCUUUAGAUUGAGACAAUACCCUGUUUUCCAUGAGUUUAGAAGCAAAAUGGCUCAGAAUCCCUUAAAAUUUAUUGGUUUUCUCAUUAUCUGUGGCAUGUUUUUGACAAUUCUAUUGACUGCCUCAGUUAUAUUCACGGACUUACCUUCUGAUAGCGUCAAGAAUUUACCUAAAGCUAAUAUUGUUGAUGUUAAACCUCCAAAUGGCACAGUUAAUUCUGAAGUAGAGAAAGAUAAACUGCUUGGUGGCCUUCUUCCUUCAGGAAUUGAUGAAACAUCUUGUCUAAGUAGAUACGAAUCCGCCUUAUAUCAUAAAGAACUGUUUCACAAGCCAUCAUCUUACCUCAUCUCAAGAUUACGAGACUACGAGGCACUUCACAAGCAAUGUGGUCCUCAUACAAAAUCAUACAACAGGAGCGUCGAGCUUAUCAAGUCUGGCCAAUACAAUGAAUCAGCAGACUGUAAUUACUUGGUUUGGAUUUCCUUUAGUGGUUUAGGUAAUAGGAUGCUAACUUUAGCUUCUGCUUUCCUAUAUGCUCUUCUUACAAAUCGAGUCCUACUCGUUGAUCCUGGAGUUAACAUGCCUGGUCUAUUCUGUGAACCUUUUCAAGACGUUUCCUGGUUGAUUCCUCCUGAUUUCCCUCUAUUCAAUCAGUUUAGUACCUUUGAUCAGAAAUCUCCUCAUUCCUAUGGUUAUAUGGUGAAGCACGAUGUCAUUCGUAAUUCAUCGACUCUACCUCCCUACAUCUACCUACAUUUAGCUCAUGACUAUGAUGAUCAGGAUAAAUUAUUUUUCUGUGAUCAGGAUCAAAGUUUUCUCAAGAAAAUCCCCUGGCUAGUCAUGAAGACAAAUACCUAUUUUGUGCUUUCUCUAUUCUUGAUCCCAUCAUUUGAGCAAGAAUUGAGCAAUCUUUUUCCCCACAAAGUAACCAUCUUCUAUUUUCUAAGUAGAUAUCUGUUUCAUCCCACAAAUUCUGUAUGGGGGCUUGUAAAGAGGUACUAUCAAGCUUAUUUAGAACGAGCAGACGAAAAAUUAGGCAUUCAAAUUAGAGUCUUGGAGACAGGUGUCGGUCCUUUUAAGUAUGUACUGGAUCAAAUCAUCGAUUGUACAAUGAAGGAGAAUCUGCUGCCACAAGUUAACCGGUCCAGUGAGCCUAUAGUCCUCAACCAGACCGAGAAGCAGAGGAAGACUAUAUCCGUCCUGAUAACUUCUUUAAGCCCUGGAUACUCAGAAGAGAUCAGGAAAAUGUAUUGGGAGAAUCCCACCGUUAGAGGAGAGAUAGUUAGCGUUUAUCAGCCAAGUCAGGAGGAAUAUCAGCAGAGUGAGAAUCUGUUGCACGAACAGAAGGCGUUGGCAGAAAUGUAUCUACUGAGUUUAAGUGACAAAUUGAUUACAAGUGCAUGGUCAACUUUCGGAUAUGUGGCUCAGGGUCUUGGAGGACUGAAGCCCUGGAUACUAUACAAGCCUAAUGAGAACAGAACAGCACAUAAUCCGCCUUGUGUUCGAGCUGCAUCAUUCGAGCCAUGUUUCCAUGCCCCGCCUAACUAUGAUUGCAAAAUGAAAACGCCAACAGACACGAGCAAAAUCGUUCCUCAUGUCAGGCACUGUGAGGAUAUGAGCUGGGGCUUAAAACUAUUUGACUAAAAUGGUGAAUUAUAGGGCUGUCAAAAUGGUCCGCCCAACACGCCCAUUGAACACCUUUAGUGAAUUAUAACAUUUUUGGUGAUCCAAAGUGUGAGUAGAGUAAUUUUCUCUUCCUUUCUUCUUGUUGAAAUAUUAGUACAAAAUUGCCAAUCGCUUGAAAGCUUCAUUCAUUGAUUCUCUUAUUUGGGAAUUGGGACCAUUCUUAAAACAAAAUAACAUAUCAAACUAAUUAAACACA